AUGGAUGGUGAACCACCGGGCAGAAACGGCAGCAAGCCCCCGGACAUGAGGCUACUUUCCAACCCAUUGAUGGGGGAUAUUGUAUCUGAUUGGUCUCCUGUGCAUGAAGCAGCCAUUCACGGACGUCUGCUUUCUUUGAGGAGCCUCAUCAACCAGGGGUGGCCGGUGAACCUCAUCACGGCAGAUCGUGUGUCUCCGCUCCAUGAAGCCUGUCUUGGAGGUCAUCCUUCCUGUGCAAACAUGUUAUUGAGGCAUGGAGCUCAGGUGAAUGGUGUCACUGUGGACUGGCACACUCCCUUGUUUAAUGCUUGUGUCAGCGGCAGCCAUGAGUGUGUGAAUUUGCUUCUGCAAUAUGGAGCCAGUCCCUACCCUGCGAGUGACCUGGCAUCCCCCAUCCACGAAGCUGCUAAGAGAGGCCACGUGGAGUGCAUUGAGUCUCUUGUGGCUCACGGGGGCGACAUUGACCAAAACAUCCGCCACCUGGGCACACCAUUAUAUUUGGCUUGUGAAAACCUGCAGGUGGCCUGCGUCAGGAAACUUCUGGAGUCAGGAGUGAAUGUGAACCAGGGCCGGGGGCUGGACUCCCCUCUUCAUGCAGUGGCCAGGGCAUCCAGUGGGGAGCUGGUCAGCCUGCUCCUGGACUUUGGAGCAGACACCCAGGCCAGGAAUGCUGAAGGCAAACGACCCUUGGAACUGGUGCCUCCAGAGAGCCCCCUGAGGCAGCUCUUGCAGAGAGAAGGGCCCUCUUCUUUGAUGCAGUUAUGCCGCCUUAGAAUUCGGAAGUGCUUUGGGAUCCAGCAGCAUCAUAAGAUCACUGGACUCAGCCUCCCUGAGGAGCUGAAACGGUUUCUCCUCCACAUUUAA
This is a messenger RNA of Rangifer tarandus platyrhynchus (Svalbard reindeer), 864 nucleotides long. The record is from the annotation of a GenBank genome assembly. Lineage: Eukaryota; Metazoa; Chordata; Mammalia; Artiodactyla; Cervidae.